CCUCAUUAGCGUCCUUCUGUAUGGCAGAUGUCAAUACGAGUGAGGAGGCCGGUGAAGAGGAAGUAGAAGAUAGUGCCAAUGAAACCAACGUGGUUGAAAGUGACGAUGAUGGUGAUGAUGAAGACUGGGGUGUCGAGCCUGCUGUAUGCCUCUUAUGCGACGCAGCGUCGGAAAACUGUCUGGGCCACAUGAUUGAUGCCCACGGGUUUGACUUUCGUGCCGCGGUGCGAUCUCACGAGGGCGUGCAGGACGUGUAUGAUGUCAUUCGAAUUGUCAACGUCAUUCGGAAGUGUGUUGCGCGGGGCCUCUGCCCUUUCACUUACGGCGACGAAUUAGCGGAGGCGGAGGCGUGCCGUUGUGACGUUGCCACAUCAUCGCUGGAGGAGCAUCUGAGGAAUCACCCGCUCCACAACCUUCCUCGCGUGGUCCCGUCCAGUGAUCGCGAGCUUAUUCCGGUGCUGUGCGCCGAUGCAUUCAUCUCGUCUGUGGUGGUGGGAGGUGACCUCCUGGCGAGGGGGGAAGAAGACCCCGAAUACCCCAUGGUGCCAACCAAUGCGGAGAUGGCAAAGAAGCAGGCGGCACGCAGGCAAUCAGAGGGAAAUGCGUAG
Messenger RNA from Trypanosoma cruzi, 608 nucleotides. RefSeq lists its product as uncharacterized. The record is from RefSeq and is a predicted model, not a curated record. Lineage: Eukaryota; Euglenozoa; Kinetoplastea; Trypanosomatida; Trypanosomatidae. The transcript has a single exon. The annotation marks the transcript as partial.